UUGUACACAGGGAUGCUGGCGCACAGUGCAGCCUGAAAAUGAGUUUACUAUGGAUAUAUCCUUCUCUGCUCACUCUUCACUUGCUAACACCAAACCAGGCCUUAAGGACUUACCCUGACAAUGAAGUGACAUUGCUGGACUCAAUGUCGGCGCUUGGAGACCUGGGCUGGGUGGCAUAUCCAUCUGAAGGGUGGGAGGAGAUCAGCGUGAUGGACGAGAGGAACACGCCCAUGCGCACCUACCAGGUGUGCAACGUGAUGGAAGCCAAUCAGAACAACUGGCUUCGCACCAGCUGGAUCCCCCGAGAUGGCGCCCAGCGCAUCUACAUCGAGAUCAAGUUCACUCUGCGUGACUGCAACAGCUUGCCAGGAGUGCCGGGCAGCUGCAAAGAGACCUUCAACAUGUACUACUACGAGUCUAACAACAGUAACCUGUGGUUCAUCAAGGAGAGCCAGUACCUCAAAAUAGACACCAUCGCGGCGGACGAGAGUUUCACCCAAGUGGACGUAGGGGACAGAGUGAUGAAACUCAACACUGAAGUGAGGGAUAUCAGCCUUUUGAGCAAGAAAGGUUUUUAUCUGGCCUUUCAGGAUGUGGGGGCCUGCAUUGCCUUGGUUUCAGUCAGGGUCUUCUACAAGAAAUGUCCCCUCACAGUGCGCAACUUGGCGCAGUUUCCCGACACCGUCACCGGAGGUGACUCUGCCCUGGUGGAGGUUCGCGGAUCAUGCGUCAACAGCUCAGAGGAGUUUGAUACGCCAAAAAUGUACUGCAGCGCCGACGGUGGCUGGCUGGUUCCCAUCGGUCGCUGUGCCUGCAAGCCCGGGUUUGAAGAGCGCAAAGACAUCUGUCAGCCAUGCCGACCUGGUUUCUACAAAGCAUCAGCCAUAGAUGCCUACUGUGUGAAAUGCCCACCAUACAGCUACUCAAGCCUGGACAGUGCUUCAGAAUGCAACUGUGAAAAAGGUUACUACCGGGCAGAUACAGACCCCAGGUCUAUGGCCUGUACAAGACCUCCAUCUGCUCCAGAAAACCCAAUCUCCACCAUUAACGAGACGUCGGUUACCCUGGAAUGGAGCCCUCCCCGUGAGAGUGGGGGUCGAGGGGACAUCAGCUACAGUGUCCACUGCAGGAAGUGCUCCAGUGAUGGCAGGAAGUGCAGCCCCUGUGGUAACGGCCUCCACUUUGUCCCGCGGCAGUUCGGCCUCUCCUAUGCCAAAGUGCUCGUCACAGACCUUCUCCCCCAUACCAACUACACCUUUGACAUUGAGGCAGUCAACGGGGUCUCAGACCUGAGUCCCAGCCCCAAACAAUGCAUCUCUGUCAAUAUCACCACAAGCCAAGCAGUAAGUGUGAUUCUGAAAGAGAGGAAAAGCAAGGACAGCAUUACCCUGGCAUGGCAAGGACCAGAGUUAGCCAACGGCGCCAUAGUGGAAUAUGAAGUGAUCUACUAUGAAAAGAAUCAAAGAGACCAGAAUUACACUGUUUUGAAGACGAAGUCCAACAGCAUGACAGUGGAGGGGCUGAAACCAGGUACUACGUAUGUGUUCAGGGUCCGUGCGCGCACCGAUGGAGGCUAUGGAAACUAUGGGGGAGAAAUCGAACUGGAGACCAGCCGUGAAGACAUGCUUGCGAUUGGAGACCCAAAUCAGCCCACCAUCCUUGCGGUGUCAAUUGCAGGAGGGAUAGUGCUGCUCAUAUUCCUGGUUGCUUGCUUUGUGGUCAGUGGAAGGCAUUGUGGCUACAUCAAAGCGAAACAAGAUCCAGAUGAGGAAAAACUGCAAUUCCAGCAUGGUCGAGUGAAGCUGCCUGGGAGCAGGACCUACAUACACCCACACACUUACGAAGACCCCAAUCAGGCUGUCCGAGAUUUUGCCAAGGAGAUUGAGGCAUCUAGUAUUCGAAUUGAGAGGGUAAUAGGAGCAGGCGAGUUUGGGGAGGUGUGCAGCGGUCGCCUGAAGCUUCCCAGCAAGCGGGAGAUUUACGUGGCUAUCAAGAGCUUGAAAGCUGGCUAUUCGGAUAAGCAGAGGCAGGACUUCCUGAGUGAGGCCAGCAUCAUGGGACAGUUCAACCACCCCAACAUUAUCCGACUGGAGGGAGUCGUAACCAAGUGCAAGCCAGUAAUGAUCAUAACAGAAUUCAUGGAGAAUGGAUCCUUAGAUUCCUUCCUUAAGAAGCAUGAUGGACAGUUCACAGUAAUUCAGCUGGUUGGAAUGCUGAGAGGCAUUGCAUCUGGAAUGAAGUACUUGUCUGACAUGAACUAUGUGCACAGGGACCUUGCAGCCAGGAAUAUUCUUGUUAACAGUAACCUCGUGUGUAAGGUGUCUGAUUUUGGCCUAUCCAGAGUGCUCGAGGAUGACCCAGAGGCUGCUUAUACUACAAGGGGUGGGAAAAUACCUAUCAGAUGGACUUCUCCAGAGGCCAUUGCCUACCGCAAGUUUACUUCAGCCAGUGACGCCUGGAGUUAUGGCAUCGUCAUGUGGGAGGUGAUAUCAUAUGGAGAGCGACCGUACUGGGAAAUGUCCAAUCAAGACGUGAUAAAAGCAAUAGAUGAGGGCUACCGCUUGCCUGCACCCAUGGACUGCCCAGUCGUUCUGCACCAGCUCAUGUUGGACUGCUGGGAGAAGGGACGCAGCGACAGGCCCAAGUUCGGGCAGAUCGUCAACACCCUCGACAAGCUGAUCCGAACCCCCAGCAGCCUGAAGCAAUUAGCCAACAGUUCAGUGUGGCAAGACCCUACGACACCAGACUUCACUGUCAACACUGUUGAAGAAUGGCUGGACGCCAUCAAGAUGGGCCAAUACAAGGACAACUUUUCCUCAGCGGGCUACGUCUCACUGGAAUCAGUGCUGUACAUAAGCAUCAGUGAGCUGGGUAAACUGGGAAUUGUUUUAGCCGGCCAUCAGAAGAAGAUCCUUUCCAGUAUAGAGAGCCUCCGGACACAAGGAACACAUCUUCAAUUGUAACAUUACAUCACCUAGCAAUUUUAUCCUCAAAGAACAAACACUAAAUGAACUCAAUAAGAUGCUUGUUAUUCCUAAUUAACAGCUUCACCAAUCAAACUGUUCUGGAUAUAACUCUUCAGCACUCUGGCUUCCGUGCACUUAAAGCACCAGUAACAAAAGGAGUGAAAGGCUGAUCUAUAUUAGGUCUCUCUGAAGACUUCCGACGAAAGUACUUUAAAUCUCACCAUUAUGGAAAUUAGUAUAUCGUAGAAUGUGCAACAAAUUGCCUUUUUAAAAUUUCUUUAAAAUUUUGAAUCCAGCUAAAAGAGUCCAGGAGAUCCCUGCCCGAUUCUCUGUAUUGAAGAGUGCACACAAGAAAAGCUCAACUAGAUAUCCUCAAUUGGACCUGGUUUCAUAACCUCAUUGCACCAGAUGGCCCCAGUUCUGCGUAUCGGAGAAGUGGUAAUCUGCUCCAAGGGAAGGAUUCUUGGUUCUGACCUUGAUAAACCUGUGUUGUUUAAAGGCUUUCCUGCUUAGAGACUACUGUGAAUCAAAAGAUACACCCUUCUAUUACAAAUGAAAGUGUUUAUAGUAACAUGAUUGCAGAGAGCCAUUGGUUUUUGUAUCUGGUUGAUCAUCAAAGUUCUAGAAAUAAUUAGGAUGAAAACAAGAGGUUCUACAUUUACUCUCUAAUGAAAUGUGUGAGAAAAACCGAAACAGUUGUAUGUAUCUUUCAACCUGUAUCUUUCAAACAGUAAUAAUGAGUAUUUUUUUUAGUAUGUUUUUUUUUUUUUUUUUUUUUUUUGAACUUGUAUGCCAUGUUCUCUAUAUAUUGCAGUAAUAGUCUUAUUACCAGCCACGCCACCUCAAAUUACAUCUUCACUGUAUAACAGUUUCUCAACUAAUAUGAAUUAAAGGGAAUAUAUAAAAUGAUGAAACACCUACCAAAAUCAUAUAAUCCUGAGACCCUGAAACAAAUUACUACCCAGAACCGGUAUGGUUUCAUAACUUCAUUAAAAAAAAGAAAAAAAAAACUUAAAGGGGUAGUUCACCUUCCUUAGAUAUCUGCAACAUAUGGAAAUGGCCACAGUUUACAGUUUCAUUACUCUGAAGAGCUGACAGAUUAUGCCUCCUUAUAGAAGCAUUAGCAAUCACAGUUAUGUCCCUGAUUUGUUCACGGUUGGAUCUCUUAAAUUUCAAAAGAAGUUUAACUGUACCAAAUUAUAAAACUCUGAUUGCAAAACUACUGAUAAAAGAAAUGACACGUUACUGAUUAUUGUAUUGCUAAUUUCAGUGUCCUCGCUAUAAAAAUCCUGGGGACUGUUGGACGGGGGCUCAUUAGUUAAGAGAUGAACCAGGAAUGGCUGCACCAGCCCCCAUGUCAACAUGGUGUGCUGGUGCAGCAUGGUCUAGUAGUGGACUUACAGCACUUAAAGGAAUGUAAUGCUUUCCAACAACAUUCCCUGGAUGCAUUCCCUUAAGGAGCAUCAUUGCAUGGGGGCAGGGCCUUUCUUGCUAACAAGAAUUUCUGCAAUAUGAGCUACCAAAAUUUCCUUUAAAAAAAUCCAUGGUGUAAAUAAAUCAUCAGACCCCAGAGGAAACUAAAUAAAGGCAAGAGGCUCCACUGCAACAACACAGCCAUCUUGUAGAUCCAGUUUUGGUUGCUAUUAAUCAUCUUUUAGACUAAAACCUAAUAGUCAAAUCCACAUGCAAUCACGGUCUUGUGGCAGGUCUAACUGUAGUCAUUAUCCACUGAUGGAUAUAAAGCCUUACCACUACACCAACUUUAUAAGCAUGCAGUGAAAUAUCAUGAUGAAAUGAGGCUGGAGAAUUCAAUACAUGAAUUAAAUGCAAGUGCUGUCAGGUUUUUGAAAUGGGAAAACGAAGCUUGACACUGUAAUUACAUGUAUAAGUUUUCAUGUUUUGUCUCUUAAAAGUAAACCAACAAGGCCCUGUAUCUCCCCAUGUUUUUCUAGGUUCUCCUAUAGAUUUGAACUAAGAAGCAAAAGUGCUGUCUUCUUUUUUAAUUCCGUACUAUUACAGCACACAGAUAUUUAGACUAAAAAAAAAAAAAAAAAAAAAAAAAAAAAAACUUGUACCAUAUUGUAAAAAAAACAAAACAUGUACAGUGUUGUUGAUUUAAAACCGUAGAAUGUGUAUAAUUAACUUUUAUUUAGAAAAACUGAUUACAAAAAAGUACACAAAAGACUUAUUUAUUAUGAGUGUUGAUAAGGCAUGCUGAUUUAGGUAGCCAUUUUGGGAGACAGCUUUCACUGACUUUAUGGAAGAGGAUAAACUAUACUUCAUACUAUACAAGGCUGCAAAAACUGUAUUAAUACAAAGCAGUUGUGACUACUCAGAUGGUCCCCCCAGAGAUCUCAAAUCUUCAAUCUGGAAUAUACAAUAUCAGCCCAUUUUGGUUGACAAAAUGUUAAAAUUACUUAAAACAAUGUACAUAUUUGAUCCUUGUAGAACAUAUUGUGCAGAAUUGAAAUGCAAAUGUUUACGAAAACAAUCUUCUAUGAAUACUUUGGUCUUUUACAGUUUGUAUGCAAGCAAACAGAAGUCAAACAAACUAAAAAAAAGUUACAUUUGUUGAGAAAUCUGAAUGCAGAAUAAGCAUGUUAUAAAAUAAUCACAUUUUUAGAUAAAUGUAGUCUCCAAAAGGAGCCACUGUUGCGCCUCAUCUUGUAAAAUAUUCCAGAAACAAUUACAAGAAUUACCAUUACAUUAAAGCUCAGUUAUGGUUCAUUAAAUCUGACGAAGAGUAUCUGUGUGUGGCUGUGGGCAAUUGAGCAAUCUGUGGAACAGAUGCAGAUUUCCCUAAAUAAAAAGCAGGCUCAUAACAAAUUUACCAGCUGCUGUAAAGGCCAAGGGACUAAUACUUGUGAGAAAUGCAUAGCGUGCAUAAAAUCAUCUGCUCUUGGUUUCAAUUGAACUAGUUCAAAGGUCAGGAUUUUCAAAAGGUCGUAAAUGAUAACUCCAGUGUUAAUCAAAAAAUUGGUAUGGAAUAUUGAUUUUGGAAUUUUCAAGCGGUAGCUAUGGCUAUUUCAUUAUUAAUUAAAUAUUCUGAAAUUAAGUUGAUUUAUGAAAUAAGGUAAAUAUCUUAAUGAGCAGUGCUUCUUUGACUAUUUCUUCUGUUUGCGUUAUUUUCGUUUGUAUACUGUCUGUGCCGCUAUAUAUAUUUUUUUUAAAACAAGACCUGACAGCUCCACAUUGUACUUUUUAACUAUUAGACGAAACAAUUACAGAAUACUUACAAACUGCUGUUAUAAUCAUGAUUAAUUUAUUAUUAAUAGCGUUAUCCUUCAAUUAUACCAAAUCAUGUUUUUUUUUUAUUAACAAUGACGGUAACUUAUACUAUGUCGCCUAAUGCUUAUAAAGUCAGAAAAAGAGUGUUCCCUUCAUUGUAAAUAAAACCGUGAUUUGGUAUAAUUUAUAAUUAAUAAUUUAAUAAUAAAUAAAUCACUUUUUAUUUAUUAUUUUCUCCACGGUCUGGAUUUGAACCGCUGACCUUCCGCACAACAGUUUUGCAAAGGGAAUCCCACCUAACGGAUUUGUAGUGUCUUUACCCAGCCAUCAGGGGUCGUUCAUUACAAACUACAAACACAAAUGACACUUCAAAUGUAUUUAUUUAUAGGCUACAAUCGUACAUAUUGAAAUACAUAAAAAAGUAGAUUUACAUUUGACAGCUGGUUGGCGGUGAGAGAGCCUUUUCACUGUACUCUGGUAGUUUCCAUAACAGCAAAUUAUGCUUUCAUUAAUUUUUCUUGAUCUCGUUAACAUGGAUUUUGAUUAACUAGUUCCUUUUUAUUUAGUUGUUGAGACAGGAAGUGAUGUACGUGACAUGUGACAAAUAAGCUUUUUAACGAGAAAUGCAUUCAUUAAUGACCUCAUCAACUUAAUUUAAAGCAUUAACGGUUUGAUUCAAUUAACACAUUUCGUUUGAAAAUCACUUGCUACUAAAGCUCUCAUUACUAUACCACGAGUUCAAACACUGUUUUUUGAAAAUCCUGCCCAAGGUUUGCUACUGUGAGCCACUUUACAUAUAUUAUAGAUAUCACUCUAAAUGUAUGCAGUCCUGGAAAUUGUGCUGACAAGUUUAUGCAUCUUUUUUUUUUUUGUUUGUUUUGUUUUUUUUUUUUUUUUUUUUUUAUAACCCAAUCACCUGCUGUAAACUUCCCCCCAUUUUAUUAAUUAAUAAAAUGUGCUAUGCUCAUGUGUUGAGUGCUCAUAGCCACUUUCUUUCAGCCUUGGAGAGACGGAAACAAAUGAGUAGAGCUUGUCCCUAACUAGAAAAAAGUGCUCUUGAUUAAAACAACAACAUAAACAGCAAAGUAACUUUAUUGCAUGAGAAGUUGGAUAACCAAGUUGUUGGUUGCCACUGAAACCUGUUAUGCAUGGUGGGCAGUUAAAAUAGCAUACACUUGCAGUACAAGUUGUUUGAAAGUGGAAUCCUGCUCCAUCCUUCUUUAAUACAUCAUUAAACAAUAGGCUGUGCUUCCAAAGAGGGUAGGUGUGGACUUGGCUUCAGAUAUAACACCUGUACAACUUUGAUAAAAUGGUUUUUUUGGCAGAUUUGUAGUUGGUAAAUUACAAAUCUAAAAACAUUUUUGUCAGAGGCCGAAGCAUCAAUGUUAUACAUGUUAUUAUAACUUAUAAGAUUCAAAUUGUAUUAAAGGGGUGGAAAAGAGGGUGCAUACUUUAUUUACGGCCCAAUAUUCUUUCUCCAAAAUACAUGCCUAUAAAAUCAUCCCAUGCUACCACAAUUGUAUAAUUAGCUGACUUUCCAAGACAAAGAUUACUUUCAGUGCCAUAGUUGGAAAAAAAAAGUUUGAAAUUGUAAUAGAAUUAGCAUUACUGGUAGAAUAAAGGUUAGUCUGUCUUGUCUGUGUUAUUUUAUUUUAUAUUUUGGUUAUUAAAGUUCACCUAAAAACUGUCUCCAGUUGAUAAUAAAGACAAGAUGAAACCCCAGGCUUUGUUCUGCCUCUGUUGUAAAGGUUUCCUGCUCAUUAUUUUGGGGGGUUUGGUUCUGUGUUUUGUUGUACCCUGUGGACUUGUGUUCAUCCAUGGCUGGCUUGUAAAUGCUAGCUAAAAGUGUGUUGAUUUUGAACUUCAUGUUGCAGUAAUAAAUAUGCUAAUAUUUUUUAUUUAU
Molecule: messenger RNA, 8097 nt
Organism: Polyodon spathula (Mississippi paddlefish)
Lineage: Eukaryota; Metazoa; Chordata; Actinopteri; Acipenseriformes; Polyodontidae
Product: ephrin type-A receptor 3-like
Exons: 17
Coding region: 39-2963 (974 amino acids)
Biological process (GO): cell surface receptor protein tyrosine kinase signaling pathway; protein phosphorylation; axon guidance
Cellular component (GO): neuron projection; plasma membrane
Molecular function (GO): protein binding; ATP binding; transmembrane-ephrin receptor activity
Source: RefSeq, a predicted model, not a curated record